AUGUCAGGGAGCCAGUGCAGCAUUUCAUGGUGCAGGGGAGUGGACGCUCCAGCCGUGCAGCAGACGAGCCUCACACAUGCGAGCCGGCCCAGGAAGAUGCUGCUGCCAGCUCUCCAGAUCUGGGCGUUGUUGUCCCUGUCGCUGCUCUGCCUGCCUCAGCCCGGCCAUAUGAAAAAGCCUUUCCGAUGUCCUUCAACAUGCAGCUGCUCCAAGGAGUCGAUCAUUUGCGUCGGCUCCUCCUAUAUCCCAAGGCUCUCCCUCAACGAUAUCGGUUCUUUGAGUAUUGUCAAUGGGACUUUCACUGAGGUAAAAGAAGCAGUGUUUGCUCACAUGCCAUCCCUCCAGCUACUGCUCUUGAAUUCCAAUUCUCUCACAACUGUAAGGGAUGAUGCUUUCUCAGGCCUUCCACAUCUUGAGUAUCUGUUUAUUGAGAGUAAUAAACUGGAGACAACAUCUAAGUAUACCUUCAGAGGACUCAGGGACUUGACUCACCUGUCUUUAGCGAACAACAACAUUAAAGCCUUGCCCAGGGACCUCUUUAGUGACAUGGACUCGCUGAUAGAGCUGGACUUGCGAGGCAAUGCCUUUGAGUGUGACUGCCGGGCUAAGUGGCUCAUGAUGUGGCUGAAGAGCACCAACGCCACAGUGUCGGAUGUCUUGUGUGCUGGGCCGGAGGACAUGAAGGACAAGCGCCUCAAUGACAUGAACAGCCUGCAAAAUGAGUGCGUCUCAACGGAUUUUGUCCUUCAUCAGUCCGUGGCAUCCGAGUCUCUGUCUGUUGACACAUUCACCUACAAGGAUGAUGUCUAUGUGACUAUUGCUGCCCCCAACACAGAGAGCUGUAUGGUGUACCAGUGGGAUCACAUUGAAAUGAACUUCAGGACUCAUGAUAAUAUCACAGGUCAGUCCAUUGUGGGUUGCAAGUCAGUUGUCAUCCAAGACGAGGUGUUCGUCAUCGUGGCUCAGCUCUUUGGCGGUUCGCACAUUUUCAAAUUCGACGAUGACCAGAGCAGUUUCAAUAAGUUCCAGGACAUUGAAGUCUCCAAGAUAUCCAAGCCCAAUGACAUCGAAGUUUUUCAGAUCGGCUCCGACUGGUUCUUUGUGGUUGCCGAUAGCUCCAAAGCUGGCCUAUCCACUCUCUACAAGUGGAACGAUAAUGGAUUUUACUCAUACCAGUCCCUGCAUGAGUGGUACCGUGACACCGAUGCUGAGUUCGUAAACUUGGAUGGGAAGGCCCAUCUCAUUUUGGCAAGCCGCUCACAGGUUCCCGUGAUUUACCAGUGGAACCGGAGCAACCAGAAGUUUGUCCUGCAGGGCGAGAUCCCCAACAUGGAGGAUGUAGUAGCUGUGAAACACUUCCGAAUCGAAGAGGACCUCUACCUGGCCAUGACACGCUAUAUCGGUGACUCCAAAGUUCUGCAAUGGAGUCCCAAACAGUUUACAGAGAUCCAAGCUGUGCCCUCACGAGGCUCCAUGAUUCUCCAGCCGUUUUCUUUCAAAGAACGUCACUACUUGGCUCUAGGAAGUGACUACACUUUCUCACAGAUCUACCUGUGGGAUGACGAGAAGAAAUUCUUUGACCGGUUCAAGGAGGUGUACAUCCAAGCCCCGCGAUCCUUCACCCUGGUUUCCACCGACCGCAGGGACUUCAUCUUUUCCUCCAGCUUCAAGGGAAACACGCAGAUCUUUGAACACAUCUUCGUCGAUCUCAGCUUGUGAGGGGCUGUGCCUUAUUGUCCCUCCUGCAGUCAAAUGUCUUCCGCUAAAAAUACAUUUGUGAGAGGAGCAAAUAAACAAGACUUUUUGAACCGUUCAACAUCAACACAUGCUUAGUUCGGAAACAACCUAGAGCUUGGUCAAGUAAUGUCUUGACUGUUUCUUUAUGGCCUUGUUCUAUUAACUAUUCUUAUGGGUUCUCAGAUUUAAGAAGAGGUUUCACCAUUUGGCAAAUAUUGCUAUUAUUUUAUAAAAAAAAGAGAAGAAAAAAUUAAAAUCCAGUUGACAUGAAUUGUGGAGGUAUAGAUUUUCUGUUUAAUAUCCAUAAAGCCCAAACAUAAUACACUGGACCAGAGAAAACACGUUCUUGGGUACAACGCUGAUCCAGCUGCUGUGUUUGCCAUGUACAUCAUAUACUUAAAGCCUGUGGUAAUUAAUGUACAGUAUGUUGCCCUAUCAGAGGAGGGAUUUUGUGUUCUGAUGGGCCCACAGUGCCUCGCUCUGGCCGUGAUGAAAACUCACACCCCUUUUUCCCUACAGGGAAAGUCUUGAAAGCACAAACCUUUAACUAUCAAGCGAGAGAUCUUAGAGACUAGUCGUUUAGUGGCAAAUGUAACUGUAGGUGCUAUAGACUGUAUUGUAUACAGAAGUUUAAAAAAAUAAAAGGAUUACGUUUUAGAUCAGAGUUACUACGUGAGGUGGAGCAGAUAAAAGCUCUUGGUAUAAAUCAGGGAAGUUAAACCUACUUGUAAGUUUGAAAAAUAACCACAGAUUUUUUGGCCUGUGACAUAAUUUAACCUUUAUUAAAUAAGCCCCUUUCAACAGAUAUCGAAGGCCUCAGAUAGAAGUAAAAUGUAAAUAUAUCAACUGUAAACAAGAGCUUUUCUCAAAUCUGUUAAUUCUUGUCUUUGAAACUACUGAUUGUUGACAACAUAUAUGUACAAAAAAAAAAAUCAGGAUUGCAAUGCCACUACUUUUUCUGAACAGAUCUUUGCACUUAUUUAAAAAAGACAAGUGUUACUUAAGCUUGCAAGAGCAUGAUUCAUAAAAAAGAAUGAUUGUCAACUAAUUUUUAAAAAACUCUAACAAACUCAAGGUGUUUUUGUUAAUAACGUGAAUGGCAUUGCAAAUAAUAAUAAUGAUAAUAAUAAUAUUAAUAUAUACAUAAAAAGAAAUAU
This is a messenger RNA of Cololabis saira (Pacific saury), 2894 nucleotides long. It is a transcript of the gene lgi2a, whose product is annotated as leucine-rich repeat LGI family, member 2a. The record is from RefSeq and is a predicted model, not a curated record. The transcript is spliced from 8 exons. Bases 1 to 1719 code for a protein of 572 amino acids. Lineage: Eukaryota; Metazoa; Chordata; Actinopteri; Beloniformes; Belonidae. Gene Ontology annotation, biological process: inhibitory synapse assembly. Gene Ontology annotation, molecular function: protein binding.